AUGACUACAGAAGGCGGAGACAACAACAAUUCAAUUGUUAUUCUAUCAGACGAUGAUGAAGAUGCUGUAGCGCUUAAUAAAAAUGGCAAGAGACCUCGUCCUCCUCAUCAUGCCAACCAAAGUAAUCCACAUACACGAAACCAACGUCUUACGUACGACGAUGACGAGGAGGGAUACUACGACGAUGAAGACGAGGGCAUGGACACAGAGGACGAAGAGUAUGCUCUUUAUGAACAGCAAGAAAUCAAAAGAAACGCGAGCUACUUGAACCGAUCUCUUCCCGAAGAUCAUGAACCUGUCAUUGUAAGUGAACGCGAUCAAAUCAACGCUUUGCAAGAGAUCAAUGACAUCUUUCAACAACUCAAAGGCAAAGUGCUUUCCGCCAAUGCGUCUGUCAAGGAAGUAGAACCCAGCUAUUCGUGUGGAGGCCUUUUGAACGAAGAAGCGCCCAAUAUUGCCAUGAACGUGAGUGGCGUUUCAGGACCUAUUGCUUUCCCUAUGGAUGAAAAGGAUGCAACAAGGAUCUUGCAGGUGCAUGCUGCCAGUGUGGUUUCCAACGAUAAAGGAGAACCUAUACGCUUGAAUUUGGAUGUGGCUCAAAUCGAGAUCAACAAGACUUUUGAAGAGUAUUUGAGCCAGAACUUGUUGCUGGAUGUGGUCGAGUAUCUUGGCGUGGACUCUGUUGUGGCUAAAAACACGACCUUGGUUGCGAAUCAGUUUCACAUUGUCGCCAAUGGUGGUACCUUAACUUUGUCCGAUUCCUUAAAUGAAGCUGCUUAUGGUACAGUUGUCUUGGUGCUACCUACUGAUUUCUGUGGCGGUGAAGUCUCUAUCUCUUACAGUGAUGAUCAGGUCAGCUAUCAGCCCGAGGAAGCAGCUUUUGAAUGCUGUUACUACAUGGCUUGGUACAACAAUGUCAAGACCCAGUUCGAGCCUGUAUUGGAAGGUCAUCAGCUUGCCAUUUCCUUUUCAUUGAUCCAUAAUGAUACCGUCGACAAAGCGACAUCGGACUACCUACAAAAGCGAAGACUACAAAUAGCCAACGGGGAACUAACUCCAGCAGAGAUGGAACAAAACAAGCCUUACAUCGGUCGUGCUGUCACCUGGUUCAAAGAAAAUAGUGCAGAGAGGCCUUUCCCCAUCUUUUUCAUGUUGGAUUACAAGUAUGGAGCACCUUCUCUUUGCGUGGAUGAUCUUAAACGACCCGAUAAGACGCUCGCCAAGGUAUUGAAACAGGCCGCUGAUGAAGCAGAUUUCUUGAUGUAUCUGGGCACGGUGGAACGAGAAGUCGAAGGCACAGUGUACGAAGAGGGCCGGCCUCAUGAUGUGACCAACAAAAAGGAAGGCGAUGACUGUCCCAUGGACGAAGAAGGCAUCUAUCUCACUCAGAGAGCCAUUUAUGAUGAGUAUGUCUUGAAAAAGCUGUUCAAUGAAUCCGGAAAAAACAUCUUGGAAACCUCUGUUGGUUUGGAUUCAAGCGAUCAUCCAGCCAUCAUUCAAGGCCCCAGAUGGUACUCUCGCUGCAAGCCCAUGAAUGUGGCAUACAGUGGCACUGUGGAGGUAGAAGAUGUUACUGUAAAGUACUUUUAUGCAGAAUGCCAGGCACUUGUGUUUUUGCCCAAGUCAAGGCUAUCUUCACUUGUCAAGAUGUCCAAUAAGGAACCUACUGAAAAAGACGACACACACACGACUGUUACAACCACCACCACCACUACGACAACUGCUACUACGGCCAUUGCUUUUACAGAAAGCAACAAAUAG
Mucor velutinosus is the source of this 1761-nucleotide messenger RNA. RefSeq names its product mRNA splicing protein prp28 (gene PRP28). Lineage: Eukaryota; Fungi; Mucoromycota; Mucoromycetes; Mucorales; Mucoraceae. Bases 1 to 1761 code for a protein of 586 amino acids. The transcript is spliced from 3 exons. The record is from RefSeq and is a predicted model, not a curated record.